AAAAAUAAAAAAAAUAAAAAUCUAAUUGUUUUUCCCCCUCAUAUCUAUAUCCUCUUUUCUUACCCUAUCUUUUUGUUAUUCGUCUCUUCUACAAAAGAAACUCCUCUUUGACUUCAAUGGCUUUCUCAAGGGUUUAAGGGUUUUGUUUUUCCACAGAAGAUGACUAUGGUUGAAAAUCGAAAUUAUAUUGAUGGAAUUCCGACUAUUGUUGAUGAAGACUUCGAUGAAUUAUUCGAUUUUUUGGAUUUUCCAUUGGAAAGUUUGGAAGAUGAUGGACUAGGUGUAGAAUGGGAUGCUAGUGAAUCCAAGUUUCUUGGACCGAUUCCUACCGAUGCUCUUAUGGCUUUUCCGCCCAUGCCUCAAGGCAACAUUGGUAACGGUCGGGUGAAUGCAGUGGCAAAUUCUCAUCCUCCUAUCAAAUUUACCGAGGCCCAGGGGACUGGUACUUUCCAGACACAGAGCCCAGUUUCAGUUCUUGAAAGCAGCAAUUCCAGCUCUGGUGGAAAGAGUAUUCCCGUUCGUCCUCGUUCCAAGCGUGCGCGACCUUCAGCUGUUAAUCCUUGGAUUUUGAUGGCUCCCAUAUCUUCUACAAGAAUUGCAUCCAAGAAGAUUUCCGAUGCCAGAAAGGGUAAAGAGAAGAAGCGAAGAAUUUCACUCCUAUCAAGUGCCGAGGAAUCCAUGAAAAACUCUGUUCAGCAGUCUGGUUUUGUCAAAAAAUGCACACAUUGUGAAGUCACAAAGACACCUCAGUGGAGAGAGGGACCACUUGGGCCAAAGACACUAUGCAAUGCUUGUGGGGUCCGCUACCGUUCAGGGCGUCUAUUCCCGGAAUAUCGACCGGCUGCUAGUCCUACGUUUGUUCCAACUGUGCACUCAAACUCUCACAGGAAAGUCGUAGAGAUGAGAAAAAAAUCUCUGUAUGGAGCAGCUGAAGUUGAAGAACCUUACGAGGUGAUGAUGGGAAGAAAGAGAGAAAUUUUGCCAGAACCAAUUGUUAUCGAAGGCCCUCCAAUGUCACCGGCGCCAGAGUUUGUUCCUAUGAGUAGUUAUUUAUUUGAUGUAUACUGAAGAGAUGAUUAUACUUUUAGUUAGGAGCUUAAUUUAGUUUAUUGUUUUAUUUUCGAUGGGGGCAGGGGUGGUUCUGGUGGUAUGGUUACUACUCCUGCUUUAAGAGGUUAAUGUACAAAUGUUGAAUCUUUAGGUGUCUAGGUUAGGUAAUUUGAUUGGAGGUUUAGAAGGAAAAGCUUUGAGUCAUUUGUUUGAUGAAGCAAGUUCCUCUAAUGUAAAAGCUGAACUAGAUAUAUUAGAUGGUUAGGUUUCAUUGGUAGCCCCUGGGUUUGACCUUCAAUAUAUUUUUAUGAGUCUUGGUGUC
Lycium barbarum (goji berry) is the source of this 1372-nucleotide messenger RNA. Its product is annotated as GATA transcription factor 11-like. Lineage: Eukaryota; Viridiplantae; Streptophyta; Magnoliopsida; Solanales; Solanaceae. The record is from RefSeq and is a predicted model, not a curated record. Gene Ontology annotation, biological process: regulation of DNA-templated transcription. Gene Ontology annotation, molecular function: zinc ion binding; sequence-specific DNA binding. The transcript is spliced from 3 exons. The coding region runs from base 160 to 1068 and encodes 302 amino acids.